AUGAUCAUUGAUGUCCAGGUUGUGCCAAACCAAAUCGGAGCAAGCGACGUUCUUUCUAUAAAGACGAUUAUACAAAACAUCCUUUCUAUUCCUAUGGCGUCAACCACUAAGUCGGAUAUAAUCAUCUCAAUCCGGCAGCCUCAUCUUGAUCACAUUGUCUGUCUGAAGAAGAAUCAUGAAUUUCGAGCAUACCUUCUUCCAAGCACCGUUACACGUUUCUGGAUAUACGAACCAAGCCCAGUAUCUGCUAUUAAGUAUAUUGCAGAAGUAAGCAACGGAAAGCGCCCCGGAGAGGUUGUCGACGGUGGUUUCAUCCGUAAUUCCGACUUCAACCAAGGGAAGCUCGCGGACGGAAAAUUCGCGUAUGAGAUUCUGACAUUGGAAGCUUUGGAGAGUCCAAUCACUCUGCUGCAGCUGAAAGCCAACGGAUGGCUUGCUGGCGCACCACAGAAAUACUGCUAUGUUAAGGAAGCAAUGGCUCUUAGUCUGAGAGGCGUCAAAACUACCGCCAUAUCAUCUCAUUCUAGCAAAAUAUGGCCCAAUGAUGCCGCUGUGCGACCGGACUUGGAGAGUCAGACUACAACACGAGAUCUUCGUUCUUUUUUUCCCAAAGCAACCAGCAAUUCACAAGAAGCGAUCGAUCACUCUCUCUAG
This is a messenger RNA of Talaromyces proteolyticus, 654 nucleotides long. RefSeq lists its product as uncharacterized. NCBI's taxonomy places the organism in Eukaryota, Fungi, Ascomycota, Eurotiomycetes, Eurotiales, Trichocomaceae. The transcript has 2 exons. The record is from RefSeq and is a predicted model, not a curated record. The coding region runs from base 1 to 654 and encodes 217 amino acids.